UUGCAUUUAGAAAUUAAAAAUACAAGAAAAUUGAACCAUUGUUUUUCGUUUGCGUGGGAUAAGAGGAAAAUUCAACAAUGAUCGAUUUCCAUAAUUUCCCAUCAAUGUACCAGCAAUACUUGUACGAUUUCACGCAAUGAGAAAACGCCUCAAAAGGGUAGGAGAAAGAAAUCGGGCAAAAAUGAGUACAUCAUCAAAGAAAUUGGUGAAGAAUCUGAGAUGGACGAGCAUAGUACUUGGAAUCAGCAAUGUUGCUGUGAUCGCCAUUGGUGGGUCACUCUUCUUUUGUGGGCAUAGCCAGUCUUGCAGUCGUAGCCAGUUGCUGCCCUUUUUCUUGGUUAUGGCUGCAGCUGGGGUUCGUGUGAUGGCUAUGAUACGCUGCGCAAUUGAACAGCAAGCUGCUGCCAUUGCUGUUCUGGGUUCUUCUCCGGAUGCUUCGGUUGUUUCCGAUAAUCUUUCUCGUGUUCAAAGACGGUUAAGAUACAAAAGCUGGCUUUGGUGGACAAGGUUUGCAACAGUUGUUACUGUGGUGCAAUUCUUACUAGCAAUUUACAUCAUGUUUGUGGUGGGAAGUAAUAUAUCAUCAAAUGACUGUGCUAUAGUCUCACUUUCAAGUGAUGGAUGGUGGAGGAAUCAUCUGUUGAUUGUAUUUCUGAUAAUGGCAUGUUUCGUAGCAAUGCUGCAGUGUUUUGCCAGCUCUGAUGUCCUAAGAUGGAGAUCGUUUUAUGACAUGCAAGAUACUGCUUGGAAAGCUCAUUAUCAUGAGGUAUUUGACCACGGUAUUCGUGAGGCUUUAUGCUGUCUGGGCCGUGUAAAAUACUUGAAAAACAUGGAGGAGGAUGAAGUAAACUCAGUGGCACAAUUGUUAGGUGAUCUUGUCACCUAUCGUGCCUCUGGCACGGGACACUUAGAAUUCUUGGCAGGUCUGGCUCUAUUGCAGAUGCGUAAUGAAUAUCCUCAAUUAGACGCAAAUUCUGUUGAUGCUCCUGAUGAUGAAAUUCAGGAGGCAACUUCAUUUCACCCCUUUGCUGAAGCUGCUUACACGGGUCCAUUGCUAGAUGUUGGAAGAAAUCCCAUUUUAUUUCCCUGUGCAUGGCUACGCAGGCAAGGAGUUUUUACAGCAUGGAGUCGUAACAGGCGGCCUGUGCUAGAAGGGGAUAAUUGGUGGAGAGGCCAUGCCGCAGCCUUUCUUAAUUAUGUUAAUUUGCCUCUAGAGUCUCUUCGACGUGGCCGUGUAAAUCAGGGAAAGUGCCAGGCUGCAUACUUCAUUGUAGUUUUGCAUGAUAUAAGGACUGUAGUGAUAGCAGUACGAGGUACAGAGACACCAGAAGAUCUGAUUACUGAUGGCCUUUGCAGGGAGACCUCCCUCACAACAGAAGACUUAGAUGGAUUAAUAAAUGGCUUGUAUAUUGAUUCUACCAUGAGGCAAACUGUUCUUUCAUCAUUUCCACAUCAUGGAUACUCAGGAAUAGUUGAGGCUGCUAGAGAACUUUAUCACCAUAUUGAAGGGGCCUACUCAGGACCAAGUGGAGUUUCUGCAAUAGAAUCUCGUGGUUAUCUUUCAUCACUUCUGGGGGCAGGAUGUGAGUGUGAUGGUUAUGCAGUUCGAAUUGUGGGACACUCUCUUGGAGGUUCUAUUGCUGCAUUGCUUGGUAUUAGGCUGUAUGGCCGAUUCCGAGACUUACAUGUGUAUGCAUAUGGACCUCUUCCUUGUGUUGAUUCAGUUAUUGCAGAUGCAUGCUCAAGCUUCAUUACAAGUGUUGUGCACGACAGUGAAUUUUCAUCAUUUCUUUCUGUCAACUCAAUCUUAAGGCUGCGAGCUGCUGCAUUAACUACAUUGUCACAAGGCAGCACAACUGAUACAGCUAUGAUUGCCAAAUUGGCACAGCUGUUUCUUUAUGUGAGCAAGUAUCAGAAUGGGAAGGCAUUGAAGCCACUUACAGCUGCUGCUAUCACUGGCGAUGCUACUCAAAGCUGUACGACUGAUAACGUUUACAGAACUCAUUCUAAAAUCUUUCCUGAAGCAAACACGGACCUUGGCAACUACGCAUUCCUGCAUGAUGAAUUUCAUGCUAAAGAAAAUGUCAAGUGCUUGGCCAACGAUUUGCUGGAAGAUUUAACUGAUAUCAUUGUCCCUGAUGAAAAUCCUGAUGAUGAUCCAGUAUCUCGGUUUAUGGAAGCUGUGCCAUCAUCUGUAAGAAGAUCACCUGGUGAUCCACCAGAACUUUUUCUUCCAGGCCUUGUUAUACACUUAAUUCGAAGACAAAGGGGAAUUAAUAUCCCUCUUUUGAAAGGUUGGGGAGCUCAAGAAUCAGAGCCGCCAUAUCGAGCAAUCAUAGCUGACCGACAAAAUUUUAAGGAGAUACUCAUUUCACCUUAUAUGUUUCUGGAUCAUCUUCCCUGGCGAUGUCAGUAUGCAUUGCAGAGAGUGUGGAAAUCCCGGAAAAUGGAAAUAAAUGGUGAUGGCUUGCAAAUCGUUUAAACUCAGUAAAUAUGACCGAUAUAUGUCUUAUCUGCUUGUUGCAAAUUUGCACCAUCUAAGCGACAACAUGGAGGAGAGUCCUUGUGUACAGCAACAAAGAGUUGGUUUCGCUUUCUGUUCGCUUCCGCGGUGCUUUUCAUGAACAAUUCAUGUCCUGAAGCGUACAUGAUGUUUUCUUUACAAAUAUUCUUUGCAGCCUUAUGCUGUGUGACAAGGUGAAUUUGUGUGAUUCUGGUGGUUGAUCUAAUUGUAACUUAUGUAACUGGUAUAACACUCAUAAAAUUUUUUGAUUCCCUUGUGUAAAUAUAACAUUAAUCACUGUGUGCUCGGUUAUUACGGACUACGUGAAUAGUGUAGAAGUAUAAUUGCACCAUAGAUUACUACA
Chenopodium quinoa (quinoa) is the source of this 2867-nucleotide messenger RNA. RefSeq lists its product as uncharacterized. Bases 137 to 2482 code for a protein of 781 amino acids. The transcript is spliced from 14 exons. Gene Ontology annotation, biological process: lipid metabolic process. NCBI's taxonomy places the organism in Eukaryota, Viridiplantae, Streptophyta, Magnoliopsida, Caryophyllales, Amaranthaceae. The record is from RefSeq and is a predicted model, not a curated record.